Messenger RNA from Microtus ochrogaster (prairie vole), 6044 nucleotides. RefSeq names its product RNA binding motif single stranded interacting protein 2 (gene Rbms2). Bases 459 to 1592 code for a protein of 377 amino acids. The record is from RefSeq and is a predicted model, not a curated record. The transcript has 15 exons. Gene Ontology annotation, molecular function: RNA binding. NCBI's taxonomy places the organism in Eukaryota, Metazoa, Chordata, Mammalia, Rodentia, Cricetidae.
CCACGAUUCCCACGUUGAGGCUGUCCCCACCCUUCCUGUGUCCCUUGAGUUGAGCAGGCGCUUCCUGUCCUGUUGUAAAUGAAAGCAGAGUUGGGGAUAGCUCCGCAUAUGUUUGCUCUGCAGAAUGCUGGCGCUGUCUGUUCCGUUAUCACAGCAAAACAGUGACGGGAAAAUCAGAAAGCAGAGCUUCGUUUCAGAGAGGGUUUGGGUUUAAGGUCUUUUGGAGCGUGUGUGAUGGCAGCCAGGAGCACUGAGGAGGGGCUCUGAGGCCCGGCAGUCUCCCUCCCUGUUCUGGGCAGAUGGGUGGACUUCUGUGGGUCAUUCCUAAGUUUUCUUUUCUUGCUACAACUGUUCCUUCGAGGGCAGACUGGAGCUCAGAGACGAUAUCCUAACUCUGCGAACUUCAUUCAGCGUGGUGAGAAAUUCCACACCUGCCGUAUGUGUCACUGUCUCAGCAGAUGGCACCGCCCAGUCCCAGGAACAGUACCCCUAAUAGUAGCAGUGGGAGUAGCGGCAGUGAGCAGCUGAGCAAAACCAAUCUGUACAUCCGAGGACUGCAGCCGGGCACCACCGACCAGGACCUUGUCAAGCUCUGUCAGCCAUAUGGCAAGAUUGUCUCCACCAAGGCCAUCCUGGACAAGACCACAAGCAAAUGCAAAGGCUAUGGUUUUGUGGACUUUGACAGUCCCUCAGCGGCACAGAAGGCUGUCACUGCACUGAAAGCCAGUGGUGUGCAGGCACAAAUGGCAAAGCAACAGGAGCAAGACCCUACAAAUCUAUAUAUCUCAAACCUCCCUCUGUCGAUGGAUGAGCAGGAACUGGAGGGAAUGCUGAAGCCAUUUGGUCAGGUGAUCUCCACCCGAAUCCUUCGAGACACUAGUGGGACCAGCAGGGGAGUUGGCUUUGCAAGGAUGGAGUCCACAGAGAUGUGUGAAGCCGUCAUCACCCACUUUAACGGGAAGUAUAUCAAGACGCCCCCUGGAGUGGCAGCACCAUCUGACCCCCUGCUCUGCAAAUUUGCUGAUGGCGGGCCAAAGAAACGCCAGAACCAAGGAAAAUUUGUGCAAAAUGGACGGGCCUGGCCAAGGAAUGGAGACAUGGGCGGUAUGGCCUUGACCUAUGACCCCACCACAGCUCUUCAGAAUGGGUUCUACCCAGCACCAUACAGCAUUGCCCAGAGCAGGAUGCUCGCUCAGUCAGCGCUCUCCCCAUAUCUCCCAUCUCCUGUGUCCUCCUAUCAGAGAGUGACCCAGACAUCUCCUCUACAAGUUCCUAACCCAUCCUGGAUGCAACACCAGUCGUACCUCAUGCAGCCUUCAGGCUCAGUUCUUACACCAGGGAUGGACCACCCUCUUUCUCUCCAGCAUGCCUCCAUGAUGGGACCUCUUACCCAGCAAUUGAGUCACCUGUCACUCAGCAGCCUGGGCACGUUCAUGCCAACAGCCGCUGCUAUGCAAGGAGCUUACAUCCCCCAGUACCCUCCUGUGCCUUCCUCCAAUGUUUCUGUCGAGGAGAGCAGUGGUCAGCAGAGUCAAGUUGCAGUGGAGACAUCCACAGACCAUGGAGUCUUUCCUUUCCAGUUCAGCAAGUAACGAGGCCUGGGCCUGAGAAAAGAAGACUGCCUUGGGCUAUUUUCCUGUUGAUGGAGCCUAGGGAACCAUGUCGCUCUUCACCGGCUGAGCUGCCUCCCAUCUUCACACAGAGGUUGGGGUAUGUUGGAAUUAUAGGAAGGCUUGUCAAAUGAUUUCUUUAAAAAGAAAAAAAGUGCUGGAAAAUCGAUGAAGGAGCCUGCUUGCAAAGUUUAGUUAUGGACUAUUUCUGAGGUGUCAUGUGUUUUAAAUAUGCGGACCUAAAAGUUCUUGUUUUGCAAAGCUCUCAGUUCACAGGGUCUCUGUGUAGCCCCGGCAGGCCGGCCUUGAACUCACAGGGAUCCAACCCACUCCGUCUCCUGAGUGCACCACUAUGCCUGGCUGCUGUUUUUUUCCUUAACUUGUCCAGAUCGUUCUUUUCCGUUCAGCUGAGCCUUGCCUGCUUUGCCUUUUUACAGUUUUUAAUCUUAUGAAUUUGCCUUAAAUUUCAUGUGGGACUGGGAAAAGGACAGUGGAGGUGGCUUUCCUCUGAAAAGAGACUGGAGUUUUGACUUUGGGAAGCAGACACGUGACAACCAAAUUUGGUGGCAAGUUCCAAAAGGAUGAUAACUACGACAGACAUAGGCCUGACUGGCGCCCAGCUUCAGCUUCAGGAAUGCCUGCUCUGCCUUCUGGAGGGUCUUCAUUCUAUCCCAGGUCUCACAGUUCCAUCCCUGCUGCUUGUGGCCUUGCUCAGUCCCUUUAAACAUCCUUCCCCCAUGUGCAAGUUCCGCCCCUAUGAGGUUGUUGCCGUGUCUAUCAUCUUUGACAGUAUUUCCCUGCCUUCUGGAGUGGCUAAAUCCCCAGCCCAGCCCUGGACAGAGCCUUGUAAUGUUCAUCAGGAGUGCCAGCUGCACAUGGGUGUACUCAACAGUCUUUAAAGCUUAGAAAUUCAGCAGGAGCUGUCUCAGCAGGGCUCGCUCACAUGUGUAAGCCAAAUGCAGUCUGAAGGACUGAAGGUGAGAACUGUUCACUGUGCUGGCCGUGCCUGACAAAGGACCAAGCUCUUUGUGCAGUACCCUGCCCAGCCCUGGAGUGUUUGAACCCCUUCCCCAAGGAACCAGAACACCAGAAAUCACUUUCCUUCUUGUGGAGGGACAACAGGGUGCUAGGGUAGGAGGAGGCAAUAAUGCAUCAGCUUCUUACCGCAGGAGAGACCUUGAAAUGUGCGUCUUUUAACUGUCAAAUCCAGGUUCACCUCCACUAGACAAUCAAAGUAAUGGAGAGUGGGAAGUUUGUUCAGAGGCUUGUGUAGGGAAGGAAGGGUUGACCGUGGUGGUGGAAAGACACUGGCUUACUGACGCAGCAGCUGUACAUACUGCAGAACUGGGAAUCCUGGUCUGAUUGUACUUCAGUGCAUUCUGGGAAUAAAGGGCUCAUGGCAGUGGUGAGCAUAGUAUGGGCUAGAGAUGGCUUAGAGGUUGGGAGCACUGGGUACACUUCCAUAGGUCACGUGUGAUUUGGUGCCCUCUUCUGGCCUGCAGGCAUACAUGCACUGCAUACAUAAUAAGUAAAAAGAAUAAAAUUACCAGAUUUUUUCCACUGGUGCUUCCAACCUCGGGAAGGUCAGCUAUAUCCAGUUAAAGCCCUCAGUGACAGAACACUAAGAAGGUAGCUUUCUUGUUAGUGGUCUUUAAGGAAAACCAAACCAAACCAAGCCCAGAACUCUACUGAGUGGACUGUUUGGAAGCUCUGCUGAUAGCCAGGGCCAGUAGGGUCCUGUUGUCACCACUGCCUUGUCACUACCUCUUAAAACUUGUUUCUUUUUCUGUAGCUCUAAAAGCAACUUCAACGGCUUAUGGUUUUAAAAUUUUAAGUUACCUUCUGAGGUUUUCCUCUGUGAGUACUGUUUAACUUCCAGUGUUUCUGGUUGAGCAGGUGUGAGCAUGGGAAAUGAGGGUAACCUAUAAUUUUUUUUUUAAUAGUGGUUAAUGGCACUGUGUAAUUCUGCUUAGUGAUUGCCACCCUCUCUUGUUGGCUUAUUACUCAGUAGUGACUGGGGACAGGAAAGAAGGAUGUGGGCUGUAGAGGGAUGGUCCGCAGGACACAGCUCCACAGGAAGCACCCCACCACACUACCCAAGGCUCAACACCAUGCCCAGUGCUUCCUGAAUCCUGCUGGCAUGGAGGUCAGACCUUUCUCUUUACAUCUCACCCCCAAAUUGUUUCCAGUUAGAACAUACUCGAGUCCUAGGAUGGUGUCAUCCUUUACCAGGCUCCAGGCCUACCCAACCCACCUCAGGGUAACCAGCAUCCCUCCCAGGCUUGGGGGCCAGGCUGUAGAUGGACAAUGAUGAGGAGAGAUUCUUGAGUGUUUUUAAGCCAAGGAUUUGAAGAACUGCCCAGCCUGUGAAGUUAGGUGCCUCUGAAGAGGGAACAACUCUUGUCAGUAAUAAAGAUGGACAGUUUGUUGUUCCUGCUGUCCUUCCCUCCCAGACAUGCUCCCACUUUCUGGGAAAGUGUCAGAACUGCAUUCACUGAAGGCUGGUGAAGCCUUCUUAGCCAAGAGCAAUACAGCUGAGUCAGGUCCAAACUUACCCCAGCCUUUUCUAGACCUGAACUCAAAGAGCAGGACCGGUCUCAUAAACAACAGUUGGUCUAUACAGGCAAAUCAAAUCUGUACCUUGUCACAUGGUUCUUCCCAGUUCCUCUGUGAACCAAGCACUCCACUUCUGAGCAGCCUGCCCUUUCAAAGUGCCUGUACGCAUUAGAAGUCCUGAAGUUGACAGGCUGCAGCAGAGCCUUUCCUCAGCAGCGAAAACCUCUGGAUGUCUCUUCUGCUCCGUGCUGACCCUUGCUGGAGGUGGUCUCCAUGUGGCAGUGACCAGAAAGAUCAAUGCUCUCAUCACCCUUGUGACCAUGGCUCUCGGACUGGCAUCUGCUCGUUCAACUCCUGUUCUCCUUACUCAACUACCUCAGUCUCACAGUUCAGCUCAGGCACAGCACCUGCUUCCUAACCCUUCACCGCCCUCGUCUUUGAAACAAAGCAAACUCUUCAGUUCAAGAGCCGAAACUGCCUUCUGGAUUGUCUUCCCUUUCCUAGUGUGAGCAUGAGCGCUCCAGAUCGGCCCCUGUAUGACGAGCCAGGGCCUAGGCUGUGCACUGACCACCUUGGGCAAAUUACUAGUCACCCCAGGAACAGCAGCUUUGGAGCAGACUUAAGACCUUGGAGAAUAAGAGAAUAGCCUGGAGGCUGCCACAGAGCUGAGGACCAGAACGGACGUCUCUGCUCCUGCCCCUCUCUGGGGCAGGUGACAACUCUACUGGGUGCACUUAUCGCCCUGGAGAGGAAGUUUAAUUUGUACUUAAAACACAUUUUGUACAUUUCCCCUUUACCCAGAGACCUGUAGUUCACACCCUCCCUUCUGCAGUGCUACCUCUCGCCUGCUCUCCUCGGCUCACUUCUGACAUCCCUGCCCUGUAAUUUGGAAGAGCUCUACUUUUGCUAACUUCAAACUUUUUUCUUUCUUUCUUUUUUAAAAUAAAACACAAAAGUCGGUCAUAGUGUCUUAUCCAUGAAAACUGGUGAUCUGCCUUGCCUGCUCUUGCCAUCACGGCAUACAGGGUCUGCUCCACACUGGAUGGGGCUGCUCUGCCCAGAAAACAAGUCAACCUGGGAGUCAGACCCACCCCACACUCACUCUGCUUCAGGAGAGAAACACGAGUCUUCUUGAGUCUCUAUCAAAUGUGGUUUUAUUCAAUGACAAGCACUUUUCUACAGCCGCACCUGUGGAACAUCACAUGGCAAAAACGAGGUUUUUUUUUUCUCUACACUUUUUUCUUUUUUAAACCUUAUUAAAAAUGAGAUUGGUCCUAAAAAUAUAGAAAGAAAUAAAUUUAAAUUCACAAAAAACUGUACAUUAUCAAAAAGUCACUAAAACACCACAUUUGGUUAUAUAAAAAGUCAGUCCCUUUUGUUGUAAAAGGAACAUGGAAACUUGUUGGUGUUGACGGUUUCUUGCUGUUACCAGAUAGGGGAGGGGACACAAAGGGCAGGGGUGGGUUGUUUUAUUUUUAACCUGCUUUCCCUACCAAAUACUCUGUCAAUAGAGAAGAUCCACCUAGCUCUAGGGGCAGUGAAGACGAGGAAAGGAAAGUGAGGAAUGGCCCCUUUGAUCAUGCCCUACCCCACUUCUUCAGAUCAAGUCUAGGACCUCCACCCCGCCUUACGAGUGCCUGGUCCCUAGGAAAGAGCUGGAACUGGAGAGGAGCACAGAGCGGACAACCAAGGCCACACUCUCUUCCACCUCCAACAAUGAAUGACUCCAGUACAUUUUAUGCCAAAGGAAACUUGCUAUGGGGGGAGUUAUCCCCAAUUAUAACAAUUCCAAACAUCUGACUGACACAAAGUUUGUUACGGCGCAGUUAUUUAGAUAAAAUAUAAAUAUUUAUGCAUAAUAUAAAGUCAAUUCAAAUA